UCGACGAGGAAGUCCCGUCGUUUGUUCAGAAGUACCGCUUCGCUAAAAGGAGGUUGCAGAUGUGUCGUGUUUAACGCUUCAACAAACCUAUCGCGCAAACGUGCAAUGGGAACAGAGACGUUUUGAGAAUGUUUUCAGCAACGGAGAUAAAGCUUUCAGUGAUGGAUGUUAGACCUCAGAGCACUAUCUAGAGUUUAUCUACACCCUCUUCCUCCUCUUCCUCCUCAUCACCAUGGACUCCCCUUCUAAGAAGCCCGGUGUGUUGUCCCACCUGCGGCAUCGCGCCCAGCCCUUCCUCUCUACCAUCCGGCGGGGCAGGAAGAGCCCCAGUAAGACUGAGGUGUGUCCAGAACAUGUCUUAAACCACAGGAUGAGUUCCUCUGUCCCAGACAUCACCCCUACCUCCUCCCUGGUCCAGCAGGACUACCAGACCUACAGCAGCCCCAACACUCCCACCAUUAAGACUGUUGUAGACAGAAGACAGGGAGGAAGUGGUAACUCUCACACUGUUAACACGGCCGGGAGUGCUGGGAGCGACGCUGCUCUAAGCAGACUGAGUGUUCCGGUGGCCCAGGUUGAUUGGACGUCCCAGGAGUCGGUGUGUAGUGGACACAGUGCUACUCCUUAUGAGGAGGAAGAGGAGGACCUACCAGAGGAGAGCCAUGCGCAGAGAGCUGCUUCUGCUGGACAGGGGUCAGGGAAUUCAGGGGAUUCGGAGCUGCAGGACCACACGGGACACUGUAGUGAACACACUACCACUCCCACUGACCUGCACGGCAGAGAGAUCCCCUCAGUGGAGAUAUCAGAGGACGUGACUCAGCAGAACGGUGACAGCCAAGACCUUGAGACCCAAACAUCACAAGACACGGAGAACAACAGUUUUGAGAUGGGGAGUCCUACUGAGAUGCUGAGUGUAUCAGGCAGCACCAGAGAGUCCCAGAGGUCCUACCUCCUCUCUAUCAACCUGAAGGAGGGACGCAACCUGGUCAUCAGAGACCGCUGUGGUACAAGUGAUCCUUAUGUGAAGUUUAAACUGGACGGGAAGACACUAUACAAGAGCAAAGUGGUUUACAAGAACCUCAACCCGACGUGGAACGAGUCCUUCUCUUUCCCUGUCAGAGACCUGGACCAGAGACUGUAUAUUAAGGUGUAUGACCGGGAUCUGACCAUGGAUGACUUCAUGGGAUCCGGCUACGUUCUCCUCACUGAUCUGGAGAUGGAAAAGGUGUGUGAGCUGUCCGUGCGUCUGGACGACCCCAACAGUCUGGAGGAGGACAUGGGAGUCAUCAUGCUGGACAUGUCUCUCUCUCUUAGGGAUAGAGACAACGAGAGGAACUCUAGGUGGCCUAAGAGGAAGAGGAGUAUCAGGUCUCCGCUGGCCCAGAGCGGUCGUCUAUCAGAGUCUCUGAGGAAGUCUCAGCUGUGGUCCGGUGUAGUGGGGGUGACCCUGGUGGAGGGACAGGGCCUGCCAGAGGACGGACCUGGAGAGCUGUUUGUACGAUUCACUGGGGAGCAGAGAUACAAGAGCAGGAACCAGCCCAAGAAGGCCAAUCCCCAGUGGAGGGAGAGGUUCGACUUCAACCGGUUCCCGGAGGGUCCUGGGGUCCUGGAGAUAGAGGUCUGGAACAAAGAGGGACGCAAAUAUGAGGAGUGUUACGGCAUGUGUGAGGUGGACCUGUCCAGUGUCCUACCCAACCGGGCUCAGCUGUUCACGCGGGUUCUGAAAGAGGGAAACGGUCGUGUGGUCUUCCUGAUCACUCUGAGCACGUGCAGCGGCGUCUCCAUCUCCGACAUGUGUGCCCCGCCCCUCGAGGAUCCUCAGGAGAGAGAGAACACUCUGGACAAAUACAGUUUCAAAAGUUCCUUCAGGAACCUCCGGGAUGUCGGUUUCCUUCAAGUCAAGAUUAUCAAGGCUACUGACCUGUUGGCAGCUGAUUUAAACGGGAAGAGUGACCCGUUCUGUGUUUUGGAGUUGGGCAACGACAGACUGCAGACUCACACCAUCUAUAAAACCCUUAAUCCCAACUGGAACCAAGUCUUCACCAUCCCAGUAAAAGACAUCCAUGAUAUUCUGGAGCUGACCAUCUUUGAUGAGGAUGGAGACAAAGCACCUGACUUCCUGGGCAAAGUGGCCAUUCCUCUGCUUUCUAUCCACAAUGGACAAUCGAUCUGCUGUCCCCUGAAGAAGGAGGACCUGGGUGGUCUGUCUAAAGGAAACAUCUCGCUGGAGCUGGAGCUCAUCUUCAACCCAGUCAGAGCAGCUAUCAGAACAUUUAAACCAAAGGAGAAGAAAUUCAUGGAAGACAAUCCAAAGUUUUCUAAAAAGAUCUUGGCGCGUAACGUGCACCGCGUGCGUAAUCUGUACAGAGCGGUGCAGUCCACACUGCAGUACAUGAAGAGCUGUUUCCAGUGGGAGAGUUUCCAGAGGAGUCUCAUAGCCUUCCUGAUAUUCCUGCUGGCGGUGUGGCAUUGGGAGUUCUACAUGUUGCCUCUCUGUCUGGUUCUGCUCAUAACAUGGAACUAUCUUCAGAUUGCAUCUGGACGGGCCAACCAGGACCUGGAUAAUAUGGACUUGGGCGAUGAAGAUGAUGACGAUGAAAAGGAAUCCGAGAAGAGAGGCUUGAUGGAAAGAAUUCACAUGGUUCAAGAGACCGUCAUCACUGUCCAAAACCUGUUGGAGGAAAUCGCAUGCUUCGGGGAGAGAAUUAAGAACACCUUUAACUGGUCGGUACCGUUCCUCUCCAACCUAGCCUUCCUGAUCCUGGUGACAGUAACAGUUCUGACAUACUUCAUCCCUGUACGAUAUAUCCUUCUAGUUUGGGGAAUUAAUAAAUUCACCAAGAAAUUACGGGCCCCGUACGCCAUCGACAACAACGAGCUGUUUGAUUUCCUGAGGAGAGUUCCUUCAGAUGUUCACAAGGUGCAGUACAGUGAGCUGAAGACAUUGAACGCCCAGAGUCCUCUGAGGAGGAAGAGAACCAUUGAGAGGAGGUGAUGGAAGAGUGAUCUAUGGUCCCCGAUGGAAGACAUGGCCAUGCAUACUGUUGCCGACCUCAGUCUGUUGUGCCCUGUGUGAAACGGGGCAUAUAGUGGAGGAUAUACAGGCCAUAAUCUGGAUCGUAAAUUCCUCUGUGUUGAGAAUUGGUUAGAAAACUGCUCCUGAGUUACUGCUCCUCUGUAGCUCAGUUUUGUAGGAAAUGGCAUUUGCUGUGCCAGGAUAGUGGGGUCCAGUCCCUGAGAUCACCCCAUAUGUAUAAAAUGUAUUCACGCAUUAACUAAGUCUCUUUGGGAUAAAAUCAUCUGCUACAUGGCAUCUAUACUGAACAAAAUGUCAAUGCAACAUGCUACCGUUUCUAAGAUUUUACUGACUUACAGUUCAUAGAAGAAAAUCAGUCAAUUUAAAUCAAUUCUUUAGGCACCUAAUCAAUGGAUUUCACAUGACUGUUCAGGGAUACUGAUGGAUGGAUUAUCUUGGGAACUCACUAACAGAGAGAUGUAAAAGCUUCCUGUUUUGUACGGAACAUUUCUGGGAUCUUUUUAUUUCAGCUCAUGAAACAUGGGACCAACACUUUACAUGUUGCGUUCGUAUUUGUGUUCAGUUUAUAUUAGUAGACAGACAUGGAUAAAGGCUAAAGAUCACCAGAAUGAUUUCCACCUACUCUACAUCAAGAUGGACUCAACACUAACACUUUUUAUAAUAUUGUUCACUUAUAUUUGUUUAUUGAAAGAUACUUUUUAAAUCAAAAACAGUUUUAUCCUGAUUUGUUCUUCUCCAUUUUUCUGACUUUUUAAAAUGUAUUUCUGUUUAAAGUUUCAGAAUAUGAUCUUUUUAUAUUGUUAAGAGAGAAACUGCUUUAACCCGUCAAUAGAAAUCUAAUGUCUGAAUGAAUCAAAAACUGCUUUAACCCGUCAAUAGAAAUCUAAUGUCUGAAUGAAUCAAAAACUGCUUUAACCCGUCAAUAGAAAUCUAAUGUCUGAAUGAAUCAAACUGCUUUAACCCGUCAAUAGAAAUCUAAUGUCUGAAUGAAUCAAACUGCUUUAACCCGUCAAUAGAAAUCUAAUGUCUGAAUGAAUCAAAAACUGCUUUAACCCGUCAAUAGAAAUCUAAUGUCUGAAUGAAUCAAAAACUGCUUUAACCCGUCAAUAGAAAUCUAAUGUCUGAAUGAAUCAAACUGCUUUAACCCGUCAAUAGAAAUUUAAUGUCUGAAUGAAUCAAAAACUGCUUUAACCCGUCAAUAGAAAUCUAAUGUCUGAAUGAAUCAAACUGCUUUAACCCGUCAAUAGAAAUCUAAUGUCUGAAUGAAUCAAACUGCUUUAACCCGUCAAUAGAAAUCUAAUGUCUGAAUGAAUCAAAAACUGCUUUAACCCGUCAAUAGAAAUCUAAUGUCUGAAUGAAUCAAACUGCUUUAACCCGUCAAUAGAAAUCUAAUGUCUGAAUGAAUCAAACUGCUUUAACCCGUCAAUAGAAAUCUAAUGUCUGAAUGAAUCAAACUGCUUUAACCCGUCAAUAGAAAUCUAAUGUCUGAAUGAAUCAAAAACUGCUUUAACCCGUCAAUAGAAAUCUAAUGUCUGAAUGAAUCAAAAACUGCUUUAACCCGUCAAUAGAAAUCUAAUGUCU
Salmo salar (Atlantic salmon) is the source of this 4618-nucleotide messenger RNA. The record is from RefSeq and is a predicted model, not a curated record. NCBI's taxonomy places the organism in Eukaryota, Metazoa, Chordata, Actinopteri, Salmoniformes, Salmonidae.